Molecule: messenger RNA, 2265 nt
Organism: Penicillium alfredii
Lineage: Eukaryota; Fungi; Ascomycota; Eurotiomycetes; Eurotiales; Aspergillaceae
Exons: 1
Coding region: 1-2265 (754 amino acids)
Source: RefSeq, a predicted model, not a curated record
AUGGCGAUAUGGCCCUUCGGUCGCAAAAACAAGCGACACACGAUCCAAGUCAGCCCAGACGAGGCCGCCACUCUCCAGUCGUCGUUGGAGGAGCAGGACCCCCAGGAGCCCGACAUCGAGCCAACGUUGGGUCGCAAACUUUCCCGAAGACAAUCCAAGCGCCACAGUGUUGCGCGACCCGAUGGUACGGAUAGCAUCCGCGGCUCGGCACGCGCCCCUUCCCAUCGCCCGAUCUCGUCCCUGGAUGCUCGCAAUUCUGACGCCGGCUAUGAUCGUGUCGAGCGUGACAAUCUUCAAUCGCUGCCUCGCAACGAACCCCUCUACGAGCACCAGCCCCCUCCGCGCCCUGUGUCUCGCACUGGGUCAGUGCUAAGGCGCAAACCAACCCAAAAUGGCCCAAAUAAACUCAAGAAAAGCAAACGCAGGACCGACGAGGCUAUGAGGGAGCGCGAGAUUCGUAUGCUAUCGUCUACUCCCAUCGAUAUCCCGCGCCGGUCAUUUCCCGCAGGUGGUGAUUAUGGGAUGGAGCAGCGCCGGCGCAAAGCCAAUAGAUAUCUCUCCGAUGUCAGCCUUUCGAUUCGCGAUUCUGCCGCGUCCUCCAUUUCGGAUGCCUCCGACCCCUACACCUUCAAGGUCAACGCGUUUGCCGCGCUGACUCCGCGCCCUGUCGUUCGCUACGUCGAAGCGCCGCGACUUCCGACUGCAAAAAGCCAGAAUGCGCCUUCGACCCGAGAACAAAAAGAGAGACUGCAGGCGAUGACAAUGUCGCAAGAAGAGCUAUAUUACUCCAAACGACGCGUGAACGAGCUGGCCGAUUCCCUUGAUGCAGGCUCCCUGAGGGAGUUGUUAGAGCGGGACCGCCGUCGCCGCGAGAAGAAACAAAUCGACGACCAAGAAAAGCUCCGACGCAAACUCCAAGAAAGAGCCGACGCCCAGCGAGUCGAGGAAGAACAACGGGCUGCCGAAGAGGCGGCGGCAGCUGCGCCUGCGAUUGCUGUUGCAGAGACCCAGGAUGAAGCUAGUCGAAAAGACGAUUCAGCAUCUGCCGCAGCCGCACCAGAGCAAUCGGGGUCGUGGCUAAGGGGUGCAUCCAAAGGUAGUGAGGUCACUAGACGUGAAUCAGUCGAGAGUUCCCGCGACCCUUCUGUCCGUGACCAGCGACUGGCUGCUCGUCCGAGCUUUGCGCAGUCCCACGAGAUGGGCAUGUCGCGCACAACUCUUUCUCCCCACUCAUCUGUCCGGCACGGGCUUAGUAGCCCCAGCCAAUCGCAAAACUUUGGGCUUGGCUCAACUUCGGAUAUUUCCAGGACGGUGGAUUCGGAGCGCCGGCCGUCUGAUACAAGUGGUCGCCGCGGCAAUGCCAUCUCGUCUUUGUUCCGACGUGGUUCUUCUCGCCUCAAGCGCCGUUACCGCGAGCGAUUCCAGGACACCAGCCCUGAAGUCUCCAACGCCUCGCACGAAUCCUUCUACAAAAUCCAAACCCAAUCCUCCCCACCUCCCGCAGUGGUGCCCCCUCCCCGCACAUUUGUUGCCAUUGGAACCGUUAAACGCUCCCAAUCCAAAUUCACCGAACACUUUGGCGACGAGCCGCUGUCGCCCUCUGAAUCGCGUUUGCAGUCUCCGAUUAUCCCCGAACAAGUCCCGGAGUCAUCCAUGGAGAACGAGGAAGAGAAGCACGAGAUGUCUUCUCUGAAUGAACCUGCUCCCAGCGCUGGCAUCGAUAUUAAAAACCCCCGCCGAGAUCGCCACCAGUCCUGGACUGCCGAGAGCUUCGACGCGGAAUCGGAUAAUGUCCCGCUUUCGCAGUCUCUCGCGUCGAUUGACUCUGAGGGGUCAUGGAUGUCGGGCCAGUUCUUCCGUCGAAUGUCGCAGAAACCGAGCAGCCCUGUUCGCGCAAACAUUGACUCAUUGGGUCCUAUGCCGACGGAUGGGCCCGCCGACACUCCCGAUGAUAUACAGGAGUCGGUGGAUUCCCGUCGUCCUAGUAGCCAGAUGAUGGGAGAGCCCGAGCUGGAUAAUGAUCUGGCCGGUGCCGAUGCCAGCAAACCGGCAGAGACAUGGCACAGUGAAGUUGGUCGCCGACCGAUUCUCGUGAACCCCAUCGUCCGCCCCAAGUCCACCCAGGGUAUGCUGAAGACUUCCCUGUCACCCAUCUCUGCCGAGGAUGACUUCAGCCCCGAGGAGGAGCCGAUCCCCAUUGCCCUUCAACGGGUGCCCAGUGCCAAAGCCGAAAUUGGGCAUGUCGAGACGGAUGGUUUCAUAUAA